This is a messenger RNA of Phalaenopsis equestris, 1121 nucleotides long. RefSeq names its product E3 ubiquitin-protein ligase RMA2-like. The coding region runs from base 230 to 880 and encodes 216 amino acids. Gene Ontology annotation, molecular function: ubiquitin protein ligase activity; ubiquitin-like protein conjugating enzyme binding. Lineage: Eukaryota; Viridiplantae; Streptophyta; Magnoliopsida; Asparagales; Orchidaceae. Gene Ontology annotation, biological process: ubiquitin-dependent protein catabolic process. The record is from RefSeq and is a predicted model, not a curated record. Gene Ontology annotation, cellular component: endoplasmic reticulum. The transcript has 2 exons.
GAUAUUUUUUCCGAUUUUCGCCGGCUUUCUCCUCUCCGCUACCGGCCAGCGCCGUUAAUCGCCUGGAUCUGGCCGGAAGAUAACCGACGAGCAGUUACUGAAGAAACGGUGAUUGUUCUAUCCGCUCCAAUCUUCUGGUUUUCGUUUUUCCGCUUUCCGGAUCGCUCCACGUGGUGAUUGAAUCUGCGUUAAAGGUUCGAUACGGAGCUGUGAUCAUUGUUGCAAGUACAUGGCAGUGGAAGAAGCGAUCGCGGGCUCUUUUCCUGAUAUCUUAUUCGAAUCCUCACCGGAGGAGGAUUCAUCGUUAAAGAAAAUCGCCGGCAGCGGUUCUCCAACCCCUCCGUCGGCUAAUGCUAGCUUUGAUUGCAACAUCUGCCUCGACUUUGUUUCCGAUCCAGUGGUUACUCUCUGCGGCCAUCUUUACUGUUGGCCCUGCAUCUACCGCUGGCUUCAAUCUACCUCCAGCAACAACCCUCGCCGUUGCCCUGUCUGCAAAUCCCCCAUCUCUGACUCUUCUUUCGUCCCUCUCUACGGCCGCGGGCUCGCCGGGCCCCCCCCCAAAAGCCAUGGCCGGAGCUCCGGCAUUCCAGGCCGGCCAAAAGACACUCGGAAACUGGUUGCUAUCGCAGCUGUCGACCAACAGCCGUAUCACACGGGAAUCCUGCACUCCACGGCCGGCGUGGUGCUCGGCGAGAUUGCAUUCGCCAUGCUUCCAUGGGCCUUCCCCAAUCCGCCGAGCUCGCACUUUUCGACGGCCAUGAGCGAGGUGUUUGGGGAGAAUCCGAGGAGUAGAAGAUUGGAGAUGAGGGCUGAUAUCUGGCUACAUCAGCUGUGGGUUUUUCUCUUCUGUUGUGCGCUUUUCUGCCUCAUCUUCUUCUAGAAAACGGAGAAAUUAUGUGAGUAUGAGCCUUCUUAGCUGCAAUAAUGUAAAUAAAGGGGCCUUAUGAUAGUCUUUUGCUUGAUAGUUUCUUGGUUUUAUGUGUUGUUACAGCUAGCAGAAUCUAAGUUAGACAUGUUGCUAGCUAUAAUAAACUUUCAUCAAAGAUAUAUUUUGGUUUGCUUGCUGCAAUUUAGAUGUAUCACAGACUAGAUUUCUUAAAUUCAUGUUGCAGCUAACAUAA